GUUAGUGUUUAGCAAAGGGCAUCGCUUGUAAACCGCUCGCAAUGGCUCUGAAGACAUCCUUCUCCCCUCGUCAGGUCACUUCGCGACCCUUCAAUGGGAUUGCGCCCCGGCCAACUUAUAGGAAAAUUGUCCGUUGCCAAGCAUCAGCUAGCACGACUGGUACCAUCGGGCGCCGUGAGCUACUUCAAGCUGUCUCAGCUGCUACACUUCUGACUGCAACUCCCGCGCUCGCUGCCAAGACUCCCAAGGGGUUUAACGCUGUGGAGGACCUGCAGGACGCCUACAAGUUCCUGUACCCCUUCGGCUGGCAGGAGGUGGCGGUGCAGGGCGCGGAUGUGGUGUACAAGGAUAUUGUGGAGCCGCUGGAGAACGUGAGCGUGACGAUCACCGCCACAGACAAGAAGGACAUCACGGAAUUUGGUGACCUGCAGACGGUCGCCGAGACCCUGGCUAAGGACGUCCUGACGGCUCCGGGUACGGACGUGAAGAUCGUCAACGCCAAUCAGCGGGAGCUCAAGGGCCACAACUACUACGAGAUUGAGUUUACAGCUGCUAACCCGCGUUUCACGCGCCACCAGUUGGCAGUGGUCGUCUGCAACAACGGAACAUUCUACACGUUGACCACUGGCUCCAAUGAGCGGCGC
This is a messenger RNA of Astrephomene gubernaculifera, 644 nucleotides long. The record is from the annotation of a GenBank genome assembly. Lineage: Eukaryota; Viridiplantae; Chlorophyta; Chlorophyceae; Chlamydomonadales; Astrephomenaceae.